AUGGCCGGCCCCAAAAAUGGCCAACCCCGUGAUCAUCGGAUUGGAGUGCCUGGGGCUGUUUCGUUUGUUUGCGGGGCCAUCAUCGGCUCCGGAAUCUUCCUUUCGCCUUCUACUGUCAUGAAAGCGACUAGUUCGGUAAGUUUAACUUUUUUGUCAUCGUUUUUUGUUAAGUUUUGAAAUGAACUUAUUAUAAUACAGGGUGUUUCAAGAAAUUUGGCAGAAACUAGUUGCGAAUAUUUCUGAGCUCUUGCUAGUUAUCGCAGAAAUUCUUUUUGUUUCUGAAACUUGACAGCGGGCGGUUUUGUACUGAACAAAAAAAUUUUUUCGUCGGCGGAGAGGCCAGUUCUCGGCGGAGGCAUUUGGGGCCUUUUUUAAAAAUCACACCUUAUUACAUCGUGGAAACUCUGUUACAGUGGCCAAAAUCAUGUUUACGUUAAACCUCCGUGGAUUUUGCGGUAUGCUUUUUUUGCGUUUUCGAUUUUACACAACAUCCGCGGAGGCGCGGCGGAGACCUCAGAUUUCGGCGGACUUUGUUUUGGGCCCUCGGUUUUUGCAAAUCCAUGUUGGAAAAAAGGUUGGGGCGAUUUUUUGUUGUCAUCCGAUGCACAGAGGGCAAAAAUUUUGUACUUUUUUCCCCGGCGGAGGAUUCGGCGGAGGCUUUCUCAAAGGGUCAAAACAAAAUUUUGACUCUUUUGAUAAAGCCUCCGCCGAAACCUCCGCCGAUGUGUCCGCCGGAUCAAAAAAUAAGAAAAAUGGUGUUGCUGUGAUGGAUUCUUGUAGCUGAGUUUUUUCCCGGACUCCUAAGACUGUUCUGACCCUUUGGUAAAGCCUCCGCCGAAUCCUCCGCCGGGGAAAAAAGUGCGAAAUUUUUGCAUCUGUGCAUCGGGUGACAACAAAAAAUCACCCCACACUUUUUUCCAACCUGAAUUGAAUGAUCCAAAGGCUCAAAACGACGUCCGCCGAAACCUGAGGUCUCCGCCGUGCCUCCGCGGAUGAGCGAAAAUCGAAAACAAAAAAAGCAUACCGCAAAAUCCACGGAGGUUUAACGUAAACAUGAUUUUGGCCACUGUAACAGAGUUUCCACGAUGUAAUAAGGUGUGAUUUUUAAAAAAGGCCCCAAAUGCCUCCGCCGAGAACUGGCCUCUCCGCCGACGAAAAAAAUUUUUUUUUGUUCAGUACAAAACCGCCCGCUGUCAAGUUUUAGAAACAAAAAGAAUUUCUGCGAUAACUAGCAAGAGCUCAAUAAUAUUCGCAACUAGUUUCUGCCAAAUUUCUUGAAACACCCUGUAUAAUCUCUAGAUGGGCCUGGCGUUGACUAUUUGGGGCGUGUCGGCAAUUGUCUCCGUAAUGGGAGCGUUUUGCUAUGUCGAACUUGGCACUGCUAUUCAAAAAUCGGGCGGGGAUUUUGCUUACAUGCAGCACAUGGGAUGGUAAGUCAGCAAAAAUCAUUGAAUUUGACUGUGAAAUCGUUACUUCAGACUUUGAAAAACAUACUUUUUCAGGAAGAAAAUUUCAUUUUCAUUUGGAGCCAUGUUGUCGACCAUCUUAUAUCCGGCUACAACGGCUAUUCAAUCGCGAACUUUUGCCGAGUAUUUGGUUGAAGGUCUCAGAAUGAGGUUUGAGAAUGAAUCGCAGGCCUACUGGUAUAAGAUUGGAAUCAGCUUCUCUCUGGUUUGUAAGUUGAUGCAAAAUUUAUGACAAAAAAAUUGAUACCAGUUUCAACUUUCCUAAUUAUGCACUUCCAGUAUUUCUCAUGUGCCUCAACUUCUUCUCCAUUAAAACCGUCGUGUCUCGAUUCCAAAUGGUGGCCUCUUGUGCCAAGGUCUCAUCGACCAUUCUUGUGAUUUUGGUCGGAUUCUACUGGUUGAUCUUUUAUCAGAAGACCGAAAAUCUCUCGGAGCCUUUUGCUGGCUCCAAGGCUGAUCCCGCUUCUAUUGCCAGUGCUUUCUUCGCCGGUUUAUUCGCUUACGAUGGCUGGGAUGUUCUGAAUUUGGGAGCUGAGGAAAUAAAAAAUCCUAGACGGUAAGAGGAAUUGAUGACUUUGAAAUGUCUCCCUAAUUUUUCAGAACAUUCCCUCUGGCAAUUUCUCUUGGAAUGGGACUUGUUGCAGUUAUCUUUGUCCUGGUCAACCUUUCGUAUUCAAUUAUUUUGACAGUCCCGCAGAUUCAAGGGUCAGAUGCUGUGGCGAUGGUAAGUGGAGUAGCUCUUAUAUGACUAGAAAUGUCAUCAUUAAUCUAUUUAUAAUAUUAAUCAAUAAUUAAUCGAUCAUUUCAGAUCUUUGCCCGUGAAGCCAUGGGACCCUUCCAAUUUAUCAUGCCUUUGAUGGUAUCUGUAGUUUUGAUCGGAUCCGUUAACAGCAAUUUAUUCUGCGGAUCACGGUAAGUGUAAUGCCAAUACAUCGUACUUGGAAGCUCUCUUUUACCAAAUCCAAACCAUUUUCCUUUACUUUACAGCAACUUUUUUUUCAGAAUUACCCAUGCCAUCGCCCGUGCUGGCUGUCUUCCGCCGUUCCUUUCUGUGUGGAAUCCCACUCAUGGCUCGCCCCGAGCAGCCAUCGUAUUCCAAGUCGUCCUCGCUUUCGUUAUCGCUCUCUCCGCCGACAUUGCGCAAAUGCUCAACUACGCAGGCUUCACCCAAUGGGCUCAGCGAGUCGUUACUGUCUCCAUUCUGUUAUACAUCCGAUUCAAAGGCCUGGAAGUGUCGGAUCAGCGGAUUCGAAGUCCAAUCAUCGUCCCGAUUGUCUUCUUUUUAUGCUCUUCAUCGUUGGUGCUGACCUCAAUCCUCAGUCAGCCGGAUGUCGCGGCCGUUGGGCUGGGACUGCUGAUCGGCGCGAUGACUGUUUAUAUGAUCUUCGUCCAUGAAAGCGCUUUGCCCAGAUUUGAAUGGUACAAAGUGUUGGUCAACAAUGCGAAUCGUAAGUAAUUUCUGUAGCAAUAAAGUCACUGGAUUGCAGAAUGUCUCAACAAAUUUACGGAAUGGAUUCUGAACGGGGAAGUACAACAAUCGCAGAUUCUGAACACCCAAGAAGAAGAGAAAAAAGAGGAAUCGGAAGAGCCUCUCAAUCCAGUAAAUCCAACGGUUGAAGAGGACCAAGAUACGGACAUUACUGCCGAAGGAAAAGUGUAA
Molecule: messenger RNA, 3126 nt
Organism: Bursaphelenchus xylophilus (pine wood nematode)
Lineage: Eukaryota; Metazoa; Nematoda; Chromadorea; Rhabditida; Aphelenchoididae
Source: the annotation of a GenBank genome assembly